CCCAACCGGCGGCGCUACCCAGGCAGCCUUCACCUCCCGCGGGCAGGGAAGAGGCGGACCGUUGCCGUCUAACAAGGGAGGCGUCUCUCCGCCACCGUGGACCAGUGGAGGCGGAGCUGAUAUGCUUCACUCAGAAGUCCGCUGCCAGGAAAAAGAAAAUCACUUUUGGAAGAAGCCAGAGCACUUGGAACCAGACCAGGGGUGAUGUGGAAUUAGGCUGAGAGCUGUCUGUUAUCUCCUCCUGUUCUAGAUCAUCUUCCUAAAGAUACUCGUCAGUGGUGCUAUUGCAGCCCCAAGUUCAUGAAUACGGAAAAAUGGGUAAAAAGGAUGCUUCUUCUGCAAAAACACCUGUUGAUCAGUACAGAAAACAAAUAGGAAAACAAGAUUAUAAGAAAACCAAGCCAAUGUUAAAAGCAGCAAGACUGAAAGCAGAGGCCAAAAAAACUGCACCAGGUAUAAAGGAAGUCAGCCUUGUCCUUGCAGCUAUAUUGGUAUUUUUAUUGGCGUGUUACGCUUUCUUUUAUCUUAACCUUUCCAAAGAAGAUGACCUUGGUCUGGAAAAAGAUGAAAAUUAGCAGAAUUGUUUUUGAAGAUUUCUUCUAGAAAAGCAUUACUCUUGUCUACUUCAGCCAUGAACACCUGCUCGUCAUGAAAGUGGACAAAAUGUGAAUCGGUUCCUGCAUUCAGAAAUUAAUAAUACACUUGAGAGUAUCUCAGCCAGCCUUAUGGAUAUUAAUGAGGUUCAUCUUUUCAAACUGUAGUUUAUUGGCUAAAGUUGACCAUUCUCCUCACUUCUUUUUCAAACUGGAAAUAUUUAAUUCCAGAAAACAAUUUCCUAUAUUUGUUAGUGUUACUGUGUGGGUGAAAAGAAUUUGAUUUUCUUGGAGUCAUCUUUGAAUUAGAAUCACUUCUCUUUUUAAAAGAUGGCAACAAAUACAAAUUAUAAAAAUGGCAUAAACACAACCAACAUAAUCUGUGAUAUCUGUAGACAUAUUUCUGUUACUUCCAAGUAGCAGUAAUUGCUGUGAGAGUGAUUCAGCACAUUCUUAAAUCUCAUCUCCAGGACAAAGAGAAUUGAUAUGUGCUAAACUGUAUCUGGGCCAUACAUGGUAUUUGUUGGAUUAAGAACUGUAUAACAUGAUUUGCUUUGUAAGUUAAACUGAUGAACUGGGAAGUGAGUGUACUACGCACAGUCCUGUCAUUACCAGCAUUAUAAGAGCUUCCUCUUUGUAUCAUAGGACCAAUGCAUCAAAACUACACUUCAUAUUCUCUUAGUUUUAGUAGGACAGUAAAUCACAUGCUUAUAUUCCACUUCAGUUGGGAGAUUUUAAAAGUUUAUCUUUUUAUGGAAUAUAGUCAUUGGUAUUAAUAUUAUUUGAAAAACAUACAUAGUAGCCCUGUACCAAAACCUAGAACUCAAAAUGUUUCAUAGUAUGCCUACUACGAGUAGGACAUGGAGCACAAUCUAAUUCAUAUAUAAAGCCUUUGAGUUAAAUGGAAAUCAUUCCAAAAUACAUGUGUUCAAAAAUUCUACCAAGCUGGCUGCACCUCUGCAAGUGCAGAUGUCAACAAAGUACUUUUUAUUUACCUUUUUUUUUCUUUUUUAAUCAAUUUGCAAAGGCUACCUUGACUUAAACAUUUCUUUUAGGAAAGAAAGCUGGGGAUUCUAUGAAAACAAUAGUUAAAGCAAAACCAAUAAUAAGAUAACAGAGAUGUAUGAUAUAUCUGAAUUUAUUUCCUAAUACCAAAUAAAACUAUGUGUGAGUACUGCUAUUUGUGAGAAAAGCCGGAACCAAGAACAGGGGAAAUUUAUUCCAAAUCCUUUAGUAAAAAUGGAAUGGGUACUAUGCAACUUGGACUUACAGAAAGGGCAACUUCAAGCUACUGCUGACUCAUGUUCUACCAUAUCUUCUUACAGAAGGUGAAAAGUUUAACCAUAAUAAGAAAUAAAGCUUUCAUGUUAUCAAGAUUGGUUGAAAGAAGAGAUCAAAUAAUAACCAUAUUUUAAUCAUUUGUAAUUUCAGCACAUCUAUAUACUAACUAUAGCAUAUAGCCACCCCCAUCUCAUCCCCACUUUGGUGCAAAUUUAUUUUCAGCAUCCUCCUGAGUCUUCUGUGCCUGGGUAUCAGUAGUCAUCUUUUUCAUUCACUGCCAACUGUUCACGGCACAUGUGUUCUGUCAAAAAUGGCACCUGGAUGAUAGAAACUCAAGGAUUCACAUAUGCUUUGAAGCAGAGUUCCUUCCUCUUGGGCUAACUGAAAGAGCGUAAAUAGAAAGUUCACUCAAUGUUGAUUUUAAUUAAUACGCUGCUUCAUUAACAUAAAGAUGAAAAUUCUAUUUUAAUCAUAUCGUGCAAUAUCGGCAUGAAAGAUAAAAUAUAUGGUAGCUUUAAAAAUGACAGAGUAUUUUGCAAUUAGGAAUUUUCAUUUCUUCUCAAUAAUGGCUCAUACAGAAAGGAACAUCAGAGUUCCUUUAUACUUUAUUGCAAGAUGUUAUUCCAGAUAUGCUAUAUCAUGACUAUCUUCUCUUCAUGACCUCAGUUCCAAAGAAACAUUAUUUUAAAACAUAUCUGAAUAAAUGAUUUGAUUUGGUAUUUUUACGUUCAGAAAUGUUGGCUGGAAAGGUUAUGAUGAGGUCCACAAACAUGGGUGUUUACACUGAUCAUUCAUAUAGCAUUGGGGUGCCAACUCAAUUAUUGAUCAGAAUUAGGAAGUUUAAUAAAUAAGGUUUCAGUGUCUUUAUCAAAAUCUUUGGAUUUAUUUUAGCAUAUUGACCACAAUACUUCUUAAUUCUAUCUACAGACCAAUUGACAGAAUGCUGAUUAGUUACAAGAACUACUUUUUUAAAAAUGCUAUUAGUAGAUUGAAAUACUUGAUACACUAAGAAAAUUUUCCAAAAAUAUCAAACACAGAGCAACUGAAAAUGUGCAAAAGUAUACAUGUAGAAUUUUGCCUCAUUUGCGUGAUCAUGAAAAAUUGUUAUGACUAAGCAAAUGAUAAUACAAUUCCUUGAGACAGGAAAAAGUAGUGGUAUUGGAAAUGUUUCUCCAAUACGUUGGUAAUGAAUUCUGUUGAUACUUUAGGGAAUGAACAAUUGAAUUCAUUCUAGCAAAUCAGUUGACUGGUGAUGAUUCUAUGCAAAUGUUCCCCUCUCACUGAAGCAGUGAAUAUACUGAAGAGGCCAUUUUUAUCAGUCCGCAAUCAUGUUGACAUCCACCCUGCAUGAUCUUUCCCUUUUGUAACGCAAUGUAUGGGGAUCAAAGUACAUAAUUUGGCCACUUCGUAUGGUCAAGGAGGGACAUGUAUUUGCUAGUUCCAUUACCACUGGUCUGUUAGUAUGUAUGAUUGGAACCCAGCUGGAAAUAAAAAUUUUCUAUGCA
Molecule: messenger RNA, 3379 nt
Organism: Candoia aspera
Lineage: Eukaryota; Metazoa; Chordata; Lepidosauria; Squamata; Candoiidae
Gene: TRIQK
Product: triple QxxK/R motif containing
Exons: 5
Coding region: 315-575 (86 amino acids)
Cellular component (GO): endoplasmic reticulum membrane
Source: RefSeq, a predicted model, not a curated record